Eupeodes corollae is the source of this 1985-nucleotide messenger RNA. RefSeq names its product WASH complex subunit 3-like. The transcript has 4 exons. Lineage: Eukaryota; Metazoa; Arthropoda; Insecta; Diptera; Syrphidae. The record is from RefSeq and is a predicted model, not a curated record. The coding region runs from base 560 to 1906 and encodes 448 amino acids.
AUGUUUACUCAAAACACCUGCUCCAUAUACGGGCGUUAAGUAAAUAGAAAGGGGAAGUCUAUGCAUACAAAACUGAAACUGACAUCAGAGUGCGACAGUCUUUAUUUGUUGUUAUUGUCAAUAAAAAGAAAAUCGACUCCCCCACCAAGAAACACAAAUUUCUCGGCGCUAUUCUAUCUACGAGUAUCGGAGUAUCGAUCGGUAUCGGUAAUCAAACAGAAAAUAAAAAAAGAUAAACUGGCAAAGCUUGUGUUCCAAUAGAUACCCAUCGAUAAAGUUGAGGCAGUCAACUGCUGCUUAGCUAGCUUACCUCGAGAAGCUCAGAUACGAGAAAUAAUAAUAACCUGAGAAAGCUCCCUUCCAUAUCUUUUCGUUUUUUUAAGAUAUGAUAAGCAAAAAAGUCCACACCGUUUAUUAAGUGUAUUUGAACAAAAUUGACAACGCCAGCGGCGGCGAAGACGUGUCGUCUCAAGUGAAGCCGAAGUUCGAAAGAAUAGUUGAAAUGUGAUGCACGUAUCGCAAGCGGAAGAAAAAAAUAUAAUAAUUUCUCUCUCAUAAAAUGGCUAAACUAGGAUCAGUUCCUCAACAUUCUGCUUAUGGUCAAUCUGAUGUCGUGGUGUCGCUUUGUUCGUUGGGUGUUGUGAUAUGCAUGGUGCUGGCCGUUUUGGGAAUAAAAUUACGCUGGUUUAAAAAACGAAUUCAUUUUGAUCAGAUUCCGACGACCGGAAGCAGUGGAUCAGACAUUAAUGGUCAAGUGUUCUUAAGAAGAACUUCUCGUAAUUUCCAAGAGCAAUUUAGUGAGCCUGUGGUGGCUCAAGGAAUAUUUCGGAAGAAAUUAGAUGAAGAUGACAUUAUAGAGCGACCUAAAUCUUUACCACCUGUUCGUGUUCGAAAAACCUCUACGAGUUUGACUACUUUUGGACCUCCGAAGAGAUUUACCAUACCCAGCACAGUAGUGGAAGAACCUGUGGUCAUUCCACCUCCCCCUCCACCAUUACCACCGUCAGCUUCAUCCGCUUCACUAGCGACUUUAGGUGGACCUGGCAGACAAACAUCGACAGAAGAAAAAGUCAACUUUGCCCCAUCGGUUGAAAUCAUCCCAAAUGGAAACACACCCAGAGAAACCGAACCGUUGCAUGAAGAAGAUGCUCCCAUCAGCAGACAAUUGAGCGGACGAAAACAGACGGGGUAUACAAGGCCAUCGGAUGAUAUAAUUGCAGAACUUCAAAAAUUGUCUGAUGAAGUGACUAAAAAAGAGAAAGAGAAAGAUGCACCACCUGAACCACUACCCAGGAGUUUUGUACCGGAGAAACCAAGAGAGAAAUUCAUAAAGAAUACUUCUAGGAACGUAAGACCUAAUGAAGAAUCCCAGAACUCAGAAGAUGAGCAAAUAAGUCCUCAGAAACUAAGUCAGCGUCGUUUGACAGGAAUAUUUCCAUCAGCUGACGAGGAGCCAAGGAAUUAUUCAGAUCUUUCUUCUGACAAUGACGAAGAUGAUGAUGAUGUUUUCAGUAAUCAAAAACCAUCCAAUAAAGUCGUUUUUCAAGUUGACUAUGCCGAAGAUGACCGUAAAUCUCCCUCUCCACCACCACCAUCAACCAAAUCCACUGUACAACCACCGUUACUUUUUGUCACACAAGUCUCCAACGACGACGAAAAUGAGUCAGAGUCAUCGGAUAGUUGGUCAGCCAUACAGAGGCAUAGAAAUUUAACUCAAGAAAUCAACGAUCAGCGAGAAGUAAGAUCAACGGAAGACGAAUUUCAUUCUGCCCCACCAAAAAUUGAACAUCCUCCAUCGCCAACACAACCAGAUCAACCUAAACCAAGAACAAUGCGGGAUAUGAAGCGAAACAAUGCAAGGAAUGAUUUAUUAUUGAAUAGCGAAAGAGACUACAAUGAAAUCUAGAUACAUAGAAAUUAAAUUCUUUUGUUGAAUUAUUUAUCUUAAUAAUAAUAAAAAAGUGUUGUUUUUAGAUCGAAUUUAA